Messenger RNA from Pyricularia oryzae 70-15, 2572 nucleotides. RefSeq names its product beta-glucosidase. Gene Ontology annotation, biological process: glucan catabolic process. The record is from RefSeq and is a predicted model, not a curated record. Bases 1 to 2394 code for a protein of 797 amino acids. The transcript is spliced from 8 exons. Gene Ontology annotation, molecular function: beta-glucosidase activity. NCBI's taxonomy places the organism in Eukaryota, Fungi, Ascomycota, Sordariomycetes, Magnaporthales, Pyriculariaceae.
AUGGCUGCAAAAUUCGUUGCUUGCCUGGCUGGCAUUGCCGCCGUGGCCUCGGGACAGGAACUCAUCACGGACGACACGUUCUUCUACGGACAGUCACCACCUGUAUACCCUUCUCCCAAUGCCACGGGCACCGGGGACUGGUCCGAGGCCAUCGGCAAGGCCAAGGCGUUGGUCGGCCAGAUGACCCUCGAGGAGAAGGUUCUCCUGACUGGCGGCGUCACCUCCAACACUGGCUGCGCUGGUUGGAUCUCCAACAUCACCCGUCUCGGAUUCCCGGGCAUGUGUCUCCAGGACGCAGGAAACGGACUGAGGUCUACCGACUUUGUCACUGCCUGGUCUUCUGGCAUCUCGGUGGGCGCUAGCUGGAACCGUGAGCUCGCUCUUCAAAGGGCAGAGGGCAUGGGCUCCGAGUACCGCACAAAGGGUGUCAACAUCCUCCUCGGCCCGGUCGUCGGACCCCUGGGCCGAAUCGCCAACGGUGGUCGCAACUGGGAAGGCUUUUCCAACGACCCCUACCUCUGCGGUCAGCUUGCUGCCGAGACUGUCAAGGGCAUACAGUCUCAGGGAGUGGCUGCAAGCACAAAGCACUUCAUUGCCAACGAGCAAGAGGACUACCGCAACCCCUCCACCGCAACAAUUGCCAUCGGCAACGAGGGACAAGAUCAGAACAGUGCUGUCAACAUUUCUGCCUUGUCGAGCAACAUUGACGACAAGACCAUGCAUGAACUGUACCUGUGGCCUUUUGUUGAUACCGUCAAGGCCGGCACCGGAAACAUCAUGUGCUCGUACCAGCGCAUCAACAACUCGUACGGUUGCCAGAACAGCGCUGCCCAGAACGGGCUGCUCAAGACCGAGCUGGGCUUCCAGGGCUUUGUCGUCUCUGACUGGUAUGCCCAGCACGCCGGUGUCGGAACCGCACUCGCAGGCAUGGACAUGGUGAUGCCCAGCGGUAUUCCCAUGUGGGACAAGCACCUGGUCGAGGCCGUCAACAACGGUUCAGUCCCCGAGGUCAGGCUUGAUGAUAUGGUCACCAGGAUCCUCAGCAACUGGUACAAGUUCAACCAGGACAAGGACUUUGUGCCAGGCGUCGGCAUGUUUGGCGACAUGACCAAGUCUCACAAGAAGGUUGUUGGCCGCAACCCGGCCUUCAGGGAGGCCGUCUACCAGUCGGCGGUCCAGAGCCACGUGCUCGUCAAGAACACCAAGAACGCCCUCCCGCUCAAGAGCCCGGAGCUCAUCUCCCUGUUUGGCUACGCCGCCAAGGCAACCGACCAGCAAAACAUCGGCACGCCGGGCUGGAACCUCGGAUCCCAGUCGGUCAACUGCGCCGACCGCUUCUUCGGCUGCAACGGCACCAAGUCCCAGAUCGGGCCGCUGGGUAUGCUCUACAGCGGCGGUGGAUCGGGAGGAAACAUGCCCGCGUACGGCGGCUCGCCCUUUGAGGCCCUGAGCGUCCGCGCACGCAAGGACGGCACCCACAUGCUCUGGGACUUUUCGAGCUUCAACCCCACCAUCAACUCCAACUCUGACGCCUGCAUCGUGGUCGGAAAUGCAUGGGCAACCGAAGGCUGGGACCGCCCCGGCCUGCAUGACGACUUCACCGACGGCCUGGUCCUCAACGUGGCUGCCAACUGCUCAAACACCAUCGUGGUGCUGCAAAACGCCGGCGUGCGCCUGGUCGACCAGUUCGCCGACCACCCCAACGUCACGGCCAUCAUCUUUGCCCACCUGCCCGGCGAGGACGCAGGGUACGCCUUGACGGACCUGCUGUACGGCGAGGAGAACUUUAGCGGCAAGAUGCCCUACUCGGUGCCGCACAACGAGACGGACUACCGCGGGCUGCAGAACCAGUCGAUCGCGGACGGCAUGUACGAGCGCUUCCCGCAGAGCGACUUUAGCGAGGGCGUCUUUAUCGACUACCGCGCCUUUGACAAGGAGGGCGUCGAGCCGCGGUACGAGUUCGGCUUCGGCCUGAGCUACACCAACUUUAGCUACUCGGACGUGCAGGCGGCCUGGACCGGCCCGGAGCUGUCGGCGGCCGAGUACCCGUCGGGCCCGAUCCAGGAGGGCGGGCACGUGGACCUGUUCGACGUGGUGGCGCGCGUCUCGGCAAAGGUGGCCAACACGGGCGACGUGGCCGGCGCCGAGGCGGCGCAGCUCUACGUCGGCAUCCCCGAGGAGGGCGCGCCCGUCCGCCAGCUGCGCGGCUUCGCCAAGCCGUCGCUCGAGCCCGGCGCCGAGGCCACGGUCGAGUUCGAGCUGACCAGGAGGGACCUGAGCGGCUGGGACGUCGCCGCCCAGGCCUGGAGGCUGCACCCCGGCGAGUACAAGCUGUGGGUCGGCGGCAGCAGCAGGAACCUGCCGCUCGAGGCGAGCCUGCAGCUCACGAGGUAGUUUCUUUUGUGAGAUUGGGCGAUGAGAGCAGCAGGGUUGCCGACCGACUUGUUGAGGCUUUGAGGGUUUGAGGUGUCUUUUUGUGGGUUGGCGUUGCGAAAGCGCGCACAUCGGAAUGGGCAGGACCAGAGUCGGGAAAAUGGAUAAAUAUUAAACAGUAAUAUGAGCAGUAAUCAAC